AUCUGCCCUAAUAUCAACGUCGCAGGCACGCAGUCUUUUUUCGUCUCGUAGUUUUUAGUUAAUUGGUCAAAACAUGUGCUAAAAUUAGAACUCUCUUCUAUUUGAUUGUUGAGGAAAAGGAAGUAAUUCAAGACCUUUAAUGAAUGCCGGCACAAGGUAAGCGAUCAAAGCAGAGACCUUGAACGUCACAUGAAAAGUAUGUAGUUCCGCUACCGCGUUCCAAGGCGAGUUGGCUUCUUGUCCCCUUGCAGCUCGUGAUCUGGCCUCACAAGUGUUUUAUCAAACACCCACAGACAGGUCACAAGAAUGCUCAGGGUCGUUGGAAAGUCCCGGGGAAAGGAUAGGAGUCUCUUGGCUGAUGCGCCAACGUAAACAAAGAUAUUACCACUUCUGCAUGGUUAUUACUCAUGGCUUUGCAAUCUGUAUGGCAUGACACAAUUUUUUUCUAUGUCUGUUGUGAAUAUGUUUAGCUUUAAAGUGUGAGUAGCACUGGGAAAUGCCGUGAAAAAAAAACCGGCCAUCAGAAAGCAGAAAGUAAAGGUUGUUGCAUCCAGCGCGUGCUGCAUCAGGAUAAUAGAAAGCUAACUAAAAAUCUCACUGCACGCCAAGAAAACAAGCUGGCUUAGAACAUCAAGCAUUAAAAAAAUUUCAAGUUCAGCGUUUUGGCGUCCACUCCAAGGUCACGAGAUGUGGCGGCCCUAUUUCGCGCGAGAAGCCUAAGCUUCGCGGAAUGAAAGGCCACAGGAGAGCAUCCUUUGCCCGGAAUCCUCGUGGCGUUGACAGUGCACACAGGCGAGCAAAUUUGUUGUUGAUCCUCACUGUUUAAAAUCCGAUUUGUCGUGGAGCGGGCUGGAGCGGGGCUGAAGGGGAGUGCUUUUGGCAACGGACUGGACGCAAAAACUGCUCUUACUGUGACGCAAGGGGGCCCACGCUAAUGCGAAGUGUCGAGUCGGAAGUUAAAGCUCUGCUGGCUGCACUCACGUGCUAGGGAGAUUACGUCCGAGGUAUAAAAGAGACAGCUUGGCUUUCCGUAUCAUGAAAUAGUUUCUUCGAUGCCACGGAGGGAAGUUCACACCGCUUGACGUUCAUAGAACAUUUCAGUAUUCCUUGCGGACAACUUUAAACGCCAGAGAGAAUAAGAGAAAAGAUAAUUCCACUUUGUCUUUUUCAAGACUCCACCUCAAGUUCAACUUUUCAUUGAAUAAUCUCGGUGUAUAGUUCAGCAAGAGAAGGACUUAGAUUGGAUCUACUCGGUUAUUGCACUGCAUAAUAUAACGGCCAUAUUCCGGAUAUCCCGUGCACCCAAGAACGAUACGCGUUACUAUAAUGGAUUCCCCAAAACUGUUUGAAAUAGGCGCUCGCCAGCUUCUACUAGCGUUAUUAGGACUGCUCAUGUUUUGUUCGAUACCUUCCCAAUCCCAGCGGCUGCUGGUUUUCCCUUGUGUAAAUAUGGAGGCCAUCAAGUGGGUAAGAGACCCGGUGUUUUGUGAUCAAUACUAUAUCUGCCACUUCGGGCAACCUUUGGCCAUGCCUUCCUGCCCAUCUGGACAAGUUUGGAGUAACGGUGCUUUGAACUGUGUACCAGAGGGCUCUCGAUGGGACGAUUGUGCUAUAAAGGAAGAAGAAAAGACCGCCUACACGGUACCCGAUAAUCGCGAUAAUGACGUUGACAUAAUAGCCCUCCCCCCAACAACAACGCCACGUGUUGCCUCGCCCCGACACGUCCACCGAGGGGUGACCAGAACCGAUUCAAACAAUGGUGAUCAUAAAAUGAUUAUAUCGGUGCAAAAAUUGCCUGACUAUCCCACAGAAGCGCAUCACCAGAACAUCCCAGAAGCACAGACUGAGAACCAUGUGCAAAAAGAAAUUUUCCCACCCAUCUUCACGACCAGGAAAUCACUGCCUCAGGGGGGAAUAAUAACAGAAUGGCGUGGCCAAGAGAGUCAGGCGAAGGGGCAGGUAAUCAGCUGGUACACAAAAGCACCCUUGACAACUAACGCCACCCAGAGGCAGAUCAUCUGGACCCCGGCUCCAUGGAUCCAGAAGAAGUUGGAGAAAAUGGGAAGAAACAACAACUACGUCCAAGUCGUAGAGAAAACAACGAAGGCGAAAGAACGAACGAAGCAGGGGAAGCUCCCAAAGAGCACACUCAGCCACUACGUUGAUCCAGGUCACCCAUGUCUGUCAACCCCCGGGGCCUUCUUGCCCCAUCCGGACACCUGCCACUGGUACUACAACUGCAGCUUGGCCAAUCUGGAGAACGUCCCGACCCAGGCCACUGCCCACUACUCCGAUGACGACAUUGACUACACUAGAGAAGGUUUCUACAGGAUGGAGCCUUUCCGAGUCGUGGACGCCGGCGUUUUCGUCUGGGAAUGCCGGUAUCCGCAGCUUUUCGAUGACGUCACGAUGAGGUGCCGAGAGUUCAUCAACGUGGACUGCAAGUCUCGUUUUGAAGCGGUGGACCAGUGUGAGUACUCUCAGCGCCAGUGUGUGGGCGGCCACUGCAUGCCGUGUGAGCGCCGUUUCGGCUACUGUCGUGAAAGACCUGACGGCGUCUACCCUUUGCACGAACUGCGUUGGACUCCAGUCUUUCUGACCUGCUACAGGGAGAGAAACAUCGCACAGGACGAGUGUGCCCCACCCACGCCCAUCUUCUCCCCAGAAAGGCUGGACUGCGUGUCUUUGUUCGAGGUAGUUUAUCAUUCUAACUUUGUGUGGUAG
This is a messenger RNA of Aplysia californica (California sea hare), 2724 nucleotides long. RefSeq lists its product as uncharacterized. The record is from RefSeq and is a predicted model, not a curated record. Gene Ontology annotation, molecular function: chitin binding. The transcript has 3 exons. NCBI's taxonomy places the organism in Eukaryota, Metazoa, Mollusca, Gastropoda, Aplysiida, Aplysiidae. Bases 1327 to 2724 code for a protein of 465 amino acids. Gene Ontology annotation, cellular component: extracellular region.